AUGGCUGAGCGCAGUGCUUCUGGCCUUUGGACCGCUCUUAAGCAGCGGUUUGAGCGGCUGAAGUACACUGUGAAGCCACGUGCAGAUGCAGAGUGGAUCCGUCUGAGGUUUGCGGACUUCAAGAUGGUUGGGGAGUAUAAUUCGGCUCUGCACCGGAUUUGUACGACUCUUCGGUUGUGUGGUACUGAGAUUACUGACUCCCAGAAGAUUGAGAAAACCCUAUCCACUUUCCACCCCGACGCGGUCCAGUCCUCACGGAACUACCGCCAGGGGAACUACAGGAGGUAUUCAGAGUUGAUUGACGUCCUCCAGGUGGCGGAGGCGCAGGACGAGGUUCUCAAAAAGAACUUUGUCGCGCAACCACUUGGGGGGAGUUCUCGCCAGGAGGUGAACGCUCUCAAAGUCCGCAAGCCUCAACAGAAGAAGAGGGGCCGGAAGGGCAAGAAGAAGGGCCAUCACCCCCCCCGCCCCGGCUAA
Aegilops tauschii subsp. strangulata is the source of this 477-nucleotide messenger RNA. RefSeq lists its product as uncharacterized. The record is from RefSeq and is a predicted model, not a curated record. NCBI's taxonomy places the organism in Eukaryota, Viridiplantae, Streptophyta, Magnoliopsida, Poales, Poaceae.